Carassius auratus (goldfish) is the source of this 1006-nucleotide messenger RNA. Its product is annotated as V-type proton ATPase subunit S1-like protein. Gene Ontology annotation, cellular component: proton-transporting V-type ATPase complex. The transcript has 7 exons. The record is from RefSeq and is a predicted model, not a curated record. Lineage: Eukaryota; Metazoa; Chordata; Actinopteri; Cypriniformes; Cyprinidae. Bases 4 to 975 code for a protein of 323 amino acids. Gene Ontology annotation, molecular function: ATPase activator activity.
UACAUGGCAUCAACGCGGAGCCCAAUGUUUCUUGCGUUAUUUUCCUUUGUCUUCCUGCAGAUAUCCUCGUCUUAUGAGCAGCUGUCUGCAUUUGUGGAAGGAAGCUCAGAUAAUGCACCAUCCCAAGACAUCAGAUUCCAACAAAAUGAGGUGGACGCUGACGGCUCGGUGUUUGCGGCUGAAGUGCGUCUCAGACGAGCGCUGCAGCCGUACGCAUGGCCGCUUCACGCUCCUCCACGCAGGAAGUUGCUUCAGUCUCCAGGAAUGUUGCUGUAUUCUCCUCUGAGUGUUUCUUACAACGGAAAGACCUGCAUCCUCUUCAGAGCCCGCAAACUGGCCAUCAGGUACAGGAAUCACAGUUUGGUGGACCUCACAGAGAGGACCUUCAGCCCAGACGCACCGGUGGACACCAAAGGCUCCUUCUGCAGCAAAGACAAAGCCAUACUCAAUCUACGUUUCGGCGAUGUGGAAGAUCUAAGAGGCCUCGCUAUCAGACUACAGAUGUCAAACACAUUCUACGAGUCUGCGGGACAGAACUGGUUCACUCUGGAUAACGUUUACAUCCAUUAUAACUGGACGCACGAGGCCGUGUUCAAUGCUACAGAUGUGUAUGCGCCCUCCACCAACUCCUAUCACUGCCAGCACGUCAGCAGCCUGCAGAAGUACGACACGCUGCUGGUGCCCAGCGCCAACACUGACCACGCCGCAAGCUGGCAAAUAACCUUCACUGACUUCCAGAUCCAGGCGUUUAACGUUCAGUCCAGUAAGUUUGCGGCGGCCAGUGACUGCGCGACCUUCUUCACUCCUGCCAUCCUGAUGGGUCUGAUCACGUCUCUGAUCCUGCUGCUGGUGCUGGCCUACGCACUGCACAUGGUGGUUCACCUGAAGCACAUCGACCGCUACGAAGAGCACAAGACCACCGUCUACUUCCCUCGCAGCACAGAAGCAGAGAGCACAGAGAAGAACAACCUCUAGAGAGAGACGGACACUUCUGUGACUGUGAGCU